Molecule: messenger RNA, 374 nt
Organism: Aaosphaeria arxii CBS 175.79
Lineage: Eukaryota; Fungi; Ascomycota; Dothideomycetes; Pleosporales
Exons: 1
Coding region: 145-327 (60 amino acids)
Source: RefSeq, a predicted model, not a curated record
ACUUCCUUUCCCCUCCACCGACUACGGAGUACUACCACUCGGAAGGAAUCCAGCCCUAUCGCCGCGCGUCACCCAAUGAAAAAGGUGGAUUUUGGAUUCAUUCCUUCUUUGAUCAUCUUUCAUCGUCCUCAUACGAGGUAUCAUAUGCAUGCACCCUCUCUUUCUCUGGCUCUGGCUCUGACUCUGACUCUGACUCUGACUGUUUUGGUGAUUUCGCCUCUCCCUGCACUGUACUCCCUACUAUGUAUUGGACUACGGCUACGUGCUGUUUGGCACCCGAAUGAAGUAGCACACUGUACCCAGGCACUGCCAGGUAUAAUGCAAUAGAGUAGUUACCUAGCAAGUCGAUACAUUCCUGCCAAGGCUGCGCGGCA